AUGAGUUCCACUAAAUCAUUCAAAAAGACUAUUGCCAAGUUUUUCUUGCCGGAUAAUCCGAAAGACUUCAAAACUGAGUAUAACCAUCCCGAGGUUGACAGACAAAGAAGAGAGCCAAAGACCUCCAAGUAUGACAAGUUCAACUUUCUGAAUGCUUUCAACUGGUAUCCUUCGCACUACAGUAAGUUUGAGAGGACGUUUUUAGUCAAAUUCGACAUCUGUGUUCUAUUUUUCCUCUGCGCUUCCUUCUAUACCAAGUAUUUGGAUAAUAGCAAUGUUGGUUCCGCGUACGUUUCAGGGUUGAAGGCUGAUUUGAAUUUGCACGGAAACGAAUUGAACUACUUCAACACCUGUUACACAGUCGGAUACGCCCUAUUCCAGAUCCCUAUCACCUUGCUGAUCACAAAGCAGAUGUAUGUGAUCAGGUUCUUUGUUGGUGUUUUCGAGGCGUGCUCGUUCCCGGCCACAUAUGUGAUUCUCUCGAGCUAUUUGACCGAGGAGGAAUUGUUCAAAAGAGCAGGCGUGUACGGCGCAUUUGCAACAGCAGGCAGUGCCAGUGCUGGUGCGUUGCAGACACAGGCCAGAAGAAGCUUGGAUGGUGUUUUUGGCCUGGCAGGGUGGAGAUGGCAGUUCAUCAUUGAUUCUGUUUUAACCUUCGGUAUUUUUCUGUACGGGUUCUUCCUCUUUCCUGGAAUCCCCUCUGCAUGCAAGGAGUUUGGUGUUUUCAGCGAAGACGAGAUGAUUUUUGCAAGAAAGAGACUCGAAAACAAGAUCGCCUUUCCGGACAAGUUCACCAAGAAGACUCUAAUUGAGACUCUCAAGACGUGGCAGAUCUACUUUGCGUCGUUCCUCUGGGUGUUGCACCACUUGAGCUGGUACUCGAACGGGCCCAAGCUCUACAUGAAAGCAAGAACGGACAUCUACACAACGUCGAUGGUGACCACGUGGGACUCCUACAUCUACUGCGUGGGUAUUCCGUGCUCGAUCAUCGUGCCGCCGUUGUGCCAGUACUACGGGAAGCUGAUUCCGGUGAACCUCGUGAUGCUGACGGCGUACUACGCGUGCAUCAUCCUCGUGACGUGGAACGUGCCCAACGCAGUGAUGAUCUCGGCCUUCUUCAUGCAGGAGCCGUUCCGUAGCGGCUUGGCGCAGAACUUCUACUCGUGGAUCGCCUCGCUCUGCAAGGACAACGUCGAGAAGAAGGCGAUUGUGUUGAGCUGGGUGCAGGCCUUGUCCUACGGGAUCAACGCGUUUGCCGUCACGCUGCAGUACGACCUGUCCGGAGCGCCGCGCUUCAAGAAGGGCUACAUCGUGAACUUCGUCAUCAUCGCGGCGACCCACGUCGUGUUCUUCAUCGGCCUGUUUCUCGACAAGUACGACCGCAAGUACAUCCCACAGUUUGCCGGGAACCGCCACACCGACGGCGACGAAAAGCUGCUCUCCACUGUCGACGUUGCCGGCGACAGCGACAGCGACAGCGACGUCGACAGCGACGCCUCCCGUGUUGCGCCAGGCCGCCUCGGCCACCUCGAGUACCUCAACACCGAGAAAAAGCAGUCCGACGGCGACGACGCCAUCCACGUCGUCACCUACGAUGGCAGCCUACACUCCGGGUCUGCCAGCUCUUCUCUUGUCUGA
Molecule: messenger RNA, 1638 nt
Organism: Pichia membranifaciens NRRL Y-2026
Lineage: Eukaryota; Fungi; Ascomycota; Pichiomycetes; Pichiales; Pichiaceae
Exons: 2
Coding region: 1-1638 (545 amino acids)
Biological process (GO): transmembrane transport
Cellular component (GO): membrane
Molecular function (GO): transmembrane transporter activity
Source: RefSeq, a predicted model, not a curated record